This is a messenger RNA of Abrus precatorius (Indian licorice), 1668 nucleotides long. Its product is annotated as protein DETOXIFICATION 49-like. Gene Ontology annotation, molecular function: antiporter activity; xenobiotic transmembrane transporter activity. The record is from RefSeq and is a predicted model, not a curated record. Gene Ontology annotation, cellular component: membrane. Gene Ontology annotation, biological process: xenobiotic detoxification by transmembrane export across the plasma membrane. The transcript has a single exon. Lineage: Eukaryota; Viridiplantae; Streptophyta; Magnoliopsida; Fabales; Fabaceae. Bases 1 to 1668 code for a protein of 555 amino acids.
AUGUGUCAUCCAAGUUCACAUGACGUCACCUGCAAAUGCAACUCAACUCCUGAUUGCCCAAUUUCAGCCAAGGACCCAGAUGAGCAACCCAACAUGCUCACCAACCCAUUGAUCUCCAAACCCAACACAAACACAACACAAACACAAACACUAAUACCACCACCUUAUGAACAACGAAAAAUAACAACCACCAAAGGUGGUGAUUUCAUCAAGGAAGUGAUUUCCACAUCCAAAAUAGCCAUCCCAAUGAUCCUCACUGGCCUUUUACUCUAUUGCCGCUCCAUGAUCUCUAUGCUUUUUCUUGGCCACCUUGGUGAGUUAGCCUUAGCCGGUGGCUCACUAGCUCUUGGCUUUGCAAACAUCACUGGCUACUCAAUCCUCUCUGGUCUUGCAGUUGGAAUGGAACCCAUUUGUGGACAAGCUUUUGGUGCCAAAAGGUUCACACUUCUUGGCCUAACCUUGCAAAGAACCAUUCUUUUGCUUCUUUUCACUUCCAUACCCAUAUCACUCCUUUGGCUUCACAUGAAGCAAAUUCUUCUCUUUUGUGGCCAGGAUCAAGCUAUAGCCACACAGGCCCAAUCAUAUCUUCUUUACUCCAUUCCUGAUCUCAUAGCACAAUCACUUUUGCAUCCUUUGAGAAUUUACCUUAGGACUCAAUCCAUUACUCUGCCUCUUACCCUUUGUGCCACUUUUUCAAUUUUGCUUCACAUACCCAUAAACUAUUUUCUUGUUUCUCACCUUAGGCUUGGGAUUAAAGGGGUGGCUCUUAGUGGGGUGUGGACAAAUUUCAACCUUGUGGCUUCUUUGAUUCUUUAUAUUGUUUUCUCUGGCACUCAUAGGAGAACAUGGGGCGGUUUCUCUCUUGAGUGCUUCACACAGUGGAAGUCUCUUCUCAAUUUGGCCAUUCCAAGUUGCAUUUCUGUGUGCUUGGAAUGGUGGUGGUAUGAGAUCAUGAUUUUGCUUUGUGGGUUGUUGGUGAAUCCCAAAGCAACCGUUGCUUCAAUGGGAAUUUUGAUCCAAACCACUUCGUUGCUCUACAUUUUCCCUUCUUCAUUGAGCUUCAGUGUUUCAACUAGAGUUGGCAACAAGUUAGGUGCACAAAAGCCCUCAAAGGCAAGGCUUUCUGCCAUUGUGGGCUUGUCUUGCAGCUUCAUUUCAGGUGUCUCAGCACUUAUUUUUGCUCUUUUGGUUAGGAACAUAUGGGCUAGCAUGUUCACCAAAGACAAGGAGAUUAUAACACUUACAUCUAUGGUGUUACCUAUAAUAGGCCUUUGUGAGCUUGGAAAUUGCCCUCAGACAACAGGUUGUGGAGUGCUGAGAGGCACAGCAAGGCCUAAAGUUGGUGCUAACAUCAACUUGGGAUGCUUCUACCUUGUGGGAAUGCCUGUGUCCAUUUGGCUUGCUUUUUUCGCUGACUAUGAUUUUCAAGGCCUUUGGCUUGGCCUGCUUGCAGCUCAAGGGUCUUGUGCAGUGACCAUGUUGGUGGUUCUGGUUAGAACAGAUUGGGAUUUUGAGGCUCAAAGGGCUAAUAAACUCACAGGAACAGGAGUAGCUGGUGGUGUUGAUCAUAAUCAUGAGGUCGAUGAAGAAAAGCCACUCAAACGUGAAAGCAAGGAAGAUUCUUUAUCAUUAGCUACUUCAGCUGGAGAUGAACAGUGCUUGGUUUAA